Messenger RNA from Psylliodes chrysocephalus, 426 nucleotides. The record is from the annotation of a GenBank genome assembly. NCBI's taxonomy places the organism in Eukaryota, Metazoa, Arthropoda, Insecta, Coleoptera, Chrysomelidae.
AUGCCGUUGACUUUAAACAAAAAAAUCGAAAUAAUCCGAUUCUUUGGUGAUUUUGCUCGUAGUAGCAGAGAAGUUGCUGCAGAGUUUAACAGGAGACAUCCGCAACGUGCUUCCAUUAUACAUGGAAAAGCAGCCGCUAUAAAUGUUCUUUUUAGUGAAACUGGCAGUGUUAUUAAAAUCCAUCAAAAUGGCCAAUCUCGGCGAAUACACCCGCAUCCUGAGGAUAACGAUAUACUGGCGGCAAAUCGAGCAAAUCCACACAUGAGCCUUCGAGAUUUAUCAUCUCAGCUGAAUAUUACUAAGGAUAAAAUCAGAAGAUGUUUCAUCCGUCACAAAAUCAAGCCCUAUAAACCAAAGUUCUUACAUACAUCAAAAGAAGGCGAUGAGAAUAAAAGAUUAUUGGGCCCAAUGUUAUUUUUGAAAUGA